AUGCGUAAAAUGGUCACGAAUACUGCCUGGAUGAAUUCUGGAAAUUUCAAUUUUGAUAUUGCUAUUGUACUCAUGAAUAAUAAUGAGAAAGGUCAACAUAUUCAAGAUGUUACUGGUGGUCUUGGUAUCACUCUCGAUUCACCACAACAAGCAAAAGCAACCUCAUUUGGCUAUCCGAAGAAUAUUAACAAUGGUGAAAUAGUCAGCAAUUGCGCUGGUACACAUUUGAGUCCAACAAAUGUAGCUGGUUUCACUGGAUUACGAUUAGCAUGUACUAUGACAGGCGGUUCGUCAGGUGGUCCAUAG
This is a messenger RNA of Rotaria sp. Silwood2, 306 nucleotides long. The record is from the annotation of a GenBank genome assembly. Lineage: Eukaryota; Metazoa; Rotifera; Eurotatoria; Philodinida; Philodinidae.